GUGUGCAUUCAAAGCAAAAACUUUAUUUUGGGAUGGCGGUGGAGGAAAUAAAAGAAAGAAGAAGGAAGGGGAAGCGGCGGCAACAAACGGAGGGAACACAUGAGCAAUGACGGUCAUGAGUUCCAACCUGCAGCCCAUUUUACCACGAGUUUUCUGAACAGAAAGGACGGGAACAGCCGGUCUCCUUUUGUUUGGCCACUUAGAAACUAGGAAGUGAGCCACAAAGUGACUUCCCGUUAGUUCAUGCCGCUCUUAUAACUGCUACCUUGACCUCUUGCUGUGAGGGCCCUCUGGAAGCUGCCAUGACACACCAGGGUUUGUGAUGUCAGGGUCCAGCAACGGACCAGGACCAGAGGACAAACAGGAGGGGAGACACAAGGACAUUCCUCGGUUUGUGGUUGGAUGUGAGGAGGAUGAGGAGGACGACGACAUGGACCAAGUGGAGAUUGAUAUGAAGAGCGACAACAGUCGGGAAGAGGACAUGGAAGAGGAUGAUGACUCUCUGAGAGGACAAAUCGUCGUGGGCAUCUGCUCCAUGAUGAAGAAGUCCAAGUCCAAGCCCAUGACUCAGAUCCUGGAGCGACUCUGUAAGUUUGAGUACAUCGAUGUGGUCAUCUUUCCUGAGGAGGUGAUCAUGGAGGAACCUGUGGAGAAGUGGCCCCACUGUGACUGCCUCAUCUCCUUCCAUUCCAAAGGUUUUCCUCUUGACAAAGCCGUGGAAUACGCCAAGCUACGGAAUCCGUUGCUCAUCAAUGACCUCAACAUGCAGUAUUUCAUUCAGGACAGGAGAGAAGUUUAUCGGAUCUUGAAAGAAGAGUUUAUUGAACUUCCUCGCUUUGCUGUUUUAAACCGAGACCAUCCUGAAGAGUGUAAUCUGGUGGAGGGGGAGGACCAUGUGGAGGUGAACGGGGAGGUGUUCCCAAAACCCUUUGUGGAAAAGCCGGUGUGUGCAGAGGACCACAACGUCUACAUCUAUUACCCCACGUCUGCAGGAGGAGGCAGCCAGAGGCUCUUCAGAAAGAUCGGUAGUCGCAGCAGUGUUUAUUCUCCAGAAAGCAGCGUUCGAAAGACUGGAUCCUACAUCUAUGAAGAGUUCAUGCCAACGGAUGGUACUGAUGUAAAGGUUUACACGGUGGGUCCAGACUACGCCCACGCUGAGGCCAGAAAGUCGCCUGCUCUGGACGGGAAGGUGGAGCGCGACAGCGAGGGGAAGGAGAUCCGUUAUCCAGUCAUGCUGACUGCAUUUGAGAAACUAGUGGCUCGCAAAGUUUGCCUGGCAUUUAAGCAAACAGUAUGUGGCUUCGACCUGCUGAGAGCCAAUGGCCAUUCCUUUGUCUGCGACGUGAACGGUUUCAGCUUUGUCAAAAGCUCCAUGAAAUACUACGAUGACUGUGCCAAGAUCCUCGGAAACAUGAUAAUGCGAGAGUUGGCUCCAAAGUACAGCAUCCCCUGGUCCAUCCCCAUAGAGGAUGAAGACAUUCCCAUCGUCCCCACAACCUCUGGAACCAUGAUGGAGCUCCGUUGUGUUAUCGCCAUCAUUCGCCAUGGAGACCGAACGCCAAAGCAGAAGAUGAAAAUGGAGGUCCGACACCAUCUGUUUUUUGAAUUGUUCGAUAAAUAUGGAGGAUACAAAACAGGAAAGCUGAAGUUAAAAAAGCCAAAACAGCUGCAGGAAGUGCUCGAUAUUGCCCGCCAGCUGCUGGUUGAACUGGGCCAGCACAACGACUGUGAGAUUGAAGAAAAGAAAUCCAAACUGGAACAACUUAAGACUGUCUUGGAAAUGUAUGGUCAUUUCUCGGGUAUCAAUAGGAAAGUCCAGCUGACCUACAUUCGGAAAGGCAAACCUAAAACCUCCAGUGAAGAAGAAGACUGCAAGAAGGAUGGUCCAUCCCUGCUGUUGGUUUUGAAGUGGGGUGGGGAGCUGACGCCAGCAGGCCGAGUUCAGGCCGAGGAGCUGGGCAGGGCCUUCCGCUGCAUGUAUCCCGGAGGUCAAGCUGGUAAUCGCCGGUCCCUUGGCUGUGAGUCCCCUAUUGACUUUGGCGACUUCGCUGGCUUUCCUGGAUGUGGCCUCCUGCGUCUGCACAGCACGUACCGCCACGACCUGAAGAUCUAUGCCUCUGACGAAGGCAGGGUGCAGAUGACCGCCGCAGCUUUUGCCAAGGGCCUGCUGGCUUUAGAGGGGGAACUCACACCCAUUCUUGUCCAAAUGGUGAAAAGUGCCAACAUGAACGGGCUGCUGGACAGUGACAGCGACUCUCUGACUGACUGCCAGCAGAAGGUGAAGGCCAGGUUACAUGAGAUCAUGCAGAAGGACCAAGAGUUUGUGCAAGAAGACUAUCACAAGCUGGCACCGACAGGAAGUCCAUCCCUUGUUAACUCCAUGGACAUCAUUGAGAAUCCAGUCAAAACCUGUGAUAAGGUGUACGGGCUGAUCCAGAGCCUUACCUCACAGAUCCGGAAGAGACUGGAAGAUCCCAAGUCUGCAGACUUGCAGCUUUACCACAGUGAGACUCUGGAGCUGAUGCUGCAGCGCUGGUCAAAGCUGGAGAGAGACUUCCGCAUGAAGAACGGCCGCUACGACAUCAGCAAGAUCCCAGACAUCUAUGACUGCAUCAAAUACGACUCGCAGCACAACGCCUCGCUGGGCUUGGAGGACACGAUGGAGCUGUUCAGACUGUCGCGAGCUCUGGCCGACAUCGUCAUUCCUCAGGAGUACGGCAUCAGCAAAGCGGAGAAACUGGACAUUGCUCAGGCUUACUGUGUCCCUCUGAUGAAGAAGAUCCAGCUGGAUCUGAAAAGGACCCAUGAAGACGAGGCGGUCAACAAGCUGCACCCCCUGUAUUCUCGAGGAGUAAUGUCUCCUGGACGUCAUGUCCGCACGCGCCUUUACUUCACCAGUGAAAGCCAUGUCCACUCUCUACUCAACAUGUUUCGUUAUGGAGGACUUCUGAAUGAGGAGAACGACCAGCAGUGGAAGCAGGCGAUGGAGUACCUGAGUGCUGUGACUGAACUCAACUACAUGACUCAGAUCGUCAUCAUGCUGUACGAGGACAACAACAAGGACCUGACCUCAGAUGAGCGUUUCCACGUGGAGUUUCACUUCAGCCCAGGAGUUAAAGGCUGUGACGAUGAAGAGAACGUCCCUCUGGGCUUUGGUUUCCGCCCAGCCUCCUCUGAGGUGUGUGAGGAUAAUGAAGACAAGAAGACGAACCAGGGCAGUCUGGAGUGUCUUUCAGAGGACCAGACGGACCGAGCACUUCCUGUCUCAGAUCCGAUAAAUAUUCAGCGGAAGUCUCCAAUGAUCCGCAACAGGAAGACGGGAUCCAUGGAGGUCCUCUCUGAGACAUCCCCAACCCACUCCUCCAAAGGCGGCACAUCCCAUCGAUUCUUCCAGUCCUGUUCCCGUCAGUCUCCUGAAAUCAAACCGACUGGUGGUUUAGAGGCCUCCGAUGAACUCGCUGAGCUGGCCCUGCUGGGUUUUGGCCCUCAGGCUUUGGAUAGGGCCAUGUCCCACCACCUGCACCACUGCCCUUACCACCUCUACCUCCUCAAAGCCCAGCUGAUGUGUGGUCAGGAGCUCCCAGAAUCUCUCCACGGGUUUGAAGGCUGCUCCAUGGUGCCCUCCAUCUAUCCCCUGGAGACGCUACACAACUCGUUGUCGCUGAAGCAGGUGGAGGAGUUUCUCAGCAGGGUGUGUGAGAGCAGCAGCGAGGCUCACGUCAAAACCAUGAAGGCUCUUUCAGGCUUGUUUGACUCCCAGAGCCAGAGCUCUCUGUACAGUCUGCACCAUCCUCUGUCCGCCUCUGGAUCUGAGGCGUCACUGCGACCGCCCAGCCAGACCGUCUGCCACGGCAGCGUCCCCUCCAGCACCGUGUCCAGCGCAGGCCCCUCCUGCCCCCCCUCUCCAAACACAGAGACCUCCGGGCAGAACUUUGGGGUCAGUGGUUAGAACGUGGGGCCGAGGUCCCCAUUAACACAACAGGAUCAUCUGCCCACAUUUACCUCAACUGUAAAGGGAUGAAACUGGAUCUGAACUGCUGGACUCCUGGAGGUGCAGCUCUCCAGUUUCUAGAAACAUUCAUCCUGACGUGAGUGAACCAACCAGCAGUGCCUUUAGUUUAAUAUCAUGCCUCUUUCAUUCAGAGUAGUCAUUUAUUUAGUGUUUCAUAAAUACAACUGCCUUAUCUUUAUGGUAUUUUGUCAUACGCUUUAACAUCGGAGCUCCAGUGUUUUUAUUUCCUUUGAUGUACUGUAACUUUUACUCCAUUAGAAGGAUAAUUCCAGUAAAUUUUGAAGGAGAAAAGCGGCUCACGCCGCUUUUCUCCUUCAAAAUUUACUGGAAUUAUCCUGCUAACAGUUGAGUGUUAUAGUUCGUUAAAGAUUUUGUGUUUUUAGCGUCACCGACGACGCCUCAGGUGUUAAAGGGUUAAAAAUAAACAUGUUUUCUGUAAUAAUCUUCCAUUCGGUCAGAGGAGUCUAGAGAUAACCGGUUCCUCAGCUCUGACAUUCCCAAAGAACCCAAGUAUCGUCAACGCUAACAAACGCUGUGCUAGCUAAUGUCACACAACUCCAACUUCACGAUGACUUUAUGUCACUUAGGGGUGUUUCCCUAAAACGGCCUUUAGUCAUCCAAUCAAGAAUCACCAAAGCAAGUAUAGUCAGAGAUGUGGUUCCACACAGUCACUUUGCUGCUUUAAGAACUCUUGUUUUACACUCACCUGUUUGAGCAAAGCAAACAGUAUAAUUACAGUGUGCCUUUGAUGAUCUGAGGGCUUUCUGUCGGCUUAGCUAGUAUUUUCAUCAGAUUCUCAGGUAGACGGAUAACCAAAAGCGACUUAACCCGCACUCAGAUGAGCUUAAAUAAUGUGGGCAGAAUACAAAAAUAAUGAUACAGAUGUCAGAAAAUGCUUUAUUUCCAAUGAUCUACUCCAAAAUGAGUUGUUGUCCAAAGUUUUUGAAAAAGUUUAGAAUGUUUGUAUUUUAUUGUCAGUAACGCAUUUUUGCUUCAGAUGUCAAAUUCGACAAAUGUUAGUGUCUACGUUCGUGUUAAGAGCUCCUCAAAGAUGUGUGUUCUGUGAUGCUUCUGGAAAAUAAUAAAGUUUAAAACCAAAAUG
Molecule: messenger RNA, 5114 nt
Organism: Oryzias melastigma (Indian medaka)
Lineage: Eukaryota; Metazoa; Chordata; Actinopteri; Beloniformes; Adrianichthyidae
Gene: ppip5k1b
Product: diphosphoinositol pentakisphosphate kinase 1b
Exons: 30
Coding region: 323-3949 (1208 amino acids)
Biological process (GO): inositol metabolic process; inositol phosphate biosynthetic process
Cellular component (GO): cytosol
Molecular function (GO): 5-diphosphoinositol pentakisphosphate 1-kinase activity; inositol hexakisphosphate kinase activity; diphosphoinositol pentakisphosphate kinase activity
Source: RefSeq, a predicted model, not a curated record